Molecule: messenger RNA, 2412 nt
Organism: Sipha flava (yellow sugarcane aphid)
Lineage: Eukaryota; Metazoa; Arthropoda; Insecta; Hemiptera; Aphididae
Product: vacuolar protein sorting-associated protein 13B-like
Exons: 12
Coding region: 316-2013 (565 amino acids)
Source: RefSeq, a predicted model, not a curated record
CAAUUUAAACAAACUUAUGGGGAAAUAAUUAUUAACGAUGCAGCGAUUUCUUUAAACAAUUUCAACUUUAAUGACUUGGUUUUACAUCCAAUACAAAUAGUUAUUAAAAUAAGACUACCAUCGCCAAAGUCGGGACCUUUGCAGGAGGAAAUCUUUGCAAAUUUGAACGUGGACUACCUUACGUUAGACUUGUCUCAAAACCGUUGUAAAAGUAUACUGUUUAUAUGGAAAACUUAUAAAUAUCUUUUCGAAAAAAAAAAUACCAUCACUUUAGUUAAUGACGGUCAAAAUUUCAUACCAAAAUUACAAAUUUUCAUGUCUGUAGUAAAAACAAAAAUACAUUUUUUGCAAGAUGUUGAGAACAUAUCAUUUGUGAGAUACCAUUGCGUUUCAGAAGACUUGGGCAAACAUAAAUUGUUGAUUAUCAAUUUGGAUGAAAUACUUAUUGAUUUUAAUUUUCAUAAAGAAGGAAUAAUUACAGCAGUAAAAUCUAAGGUUGAUUUCACACUGCUAUCUUAUGAGCAUUUAACUGAAAUAUCAAUCGUUAAGUUUUUAAUUAAUCAUACAAGCACCCAUGCCACUAAUAAUAAAAGACGAAAUAAUCAGUGCAGCAUUAAAAUGAAUGACAUUCAAUGUCAAAUGGGACCUUAUAUUGUCACUUUAUUGAACGCCGCAAUGGAUUUAUGGAGCAGUCCUUCUACCGAUAAUAUGCCUUAUAUUAUAUGCAAUGAUACUUGUUACACUAUAGUGUUUAGACAAGCAGACACUGAUGAAAAUAUUGUUCUUAGCGGUCUAGAGUAUUACAAUUAUUCAUGGCUGGUUUCUACUGAAAAACCUUACCUACAAUUUGGUAUUAAAAAUGAAGACCAUAUGUCUUAUUGGAGUGAAAAAUUAACUGUAAAAAGUCUAAAUAAAAAAUAUUUAACUAUUAAAGAUUCCAACGAGGAAGACACGAUUUUAAUUAUAUCAAUGCAACAAACAUCGCCAGUUUCUAUAAAGAUUGUAAUUUCCAGUACGUUGAAAAUAAUGAAUAAAACAGAAUAUCUCUUAGAUGCACUCAUAAUAACAGAAAAACGUAAUAGUUACGACCUAAAAAAUCUUAAGCACAUCUUAACUGUGAGGCCAUAUGAAGUAACACCAUCAUUAAUGUUAGAGCCAUGUAGAACACUUGCAGUUGCAUUGCGUUUUUCGGAUUUAAAUAGUCACUGGUCCGACAUAGUUAAAGUGAACGAUCUAAGUAUCACAAGAGAAAAUACAAAGUCUGUAAUUGUCAAAAUUUCGAAAAAAGUCAAUUUUAAAACAACAUCCAAUGACGUAUUGUGUCAUUUUAUUUUUGAGGAGAUCGAUAAUUUUCCUCAACUGUUGAUUUUAUUGUUACCGCCAUUUGUGAUUUGUUCGUAUUUACCGAAUGAUACCAAACUAAACGUCAGUAUUGUGAAAUUAAACAGCAAGACAUCAAUUAAUAGCAUAGAAGUAAAGUCAGCUAUAGAACAGAAAUAUAUUCAGAAAAUUAAUUUGCCCGUAAUAACAUCGGACAAUGAUGACGAUGUUGAUAUCAUAUUGAGCAUAAGUGAGGAUGAAUAUAUGUCAUCGAUUGUGAGUGUGGAGGGUCACAUACAGUUCGAGAACAAAACCCAUAAAAAUAUGAUACAUGGUAUCGAAGACCAUUUAAAUAAUCCGUACGCGUUGGAAAAAACUAAUUCGAAAUGGCCAUUCGUCGGCAACAGAUUUAAUCGUGUGCAAUGGAAAUCCGGUACCGCACAACACAAAAUCAGAACCAUUCAAACGAUCCAAAAUUACGGCGUUUUCGGCGGCUUGGGAAUACUCACGCGACUGAUAACAAUACAGCCAUGGGCUUUAGUAGUAAAUACAACGGGACAAUCGAUAUCACUACAUUCUUUGACGAGUGUUCGUUGUACGUUAGAAAACAUGUCCGUGGCAGUUCCUACAUUUGCAGAUGACGACGUAUUAAAAUAUUUACUAUCAAUUCUAUUUGUUGCGCGUUACAAAUAAUAAAAAAUAGUAAUUCGAAUACACUAUAAGAUGUGUUAAUACUAUAUACUAUUUAUGGAAUCAUGAAACUAUACCAAUAGUUAUGGCUUUUGAAACCUUAAAAAUGAUUAAACUUAUAGCGCACAUUUCAUAUUGAAAUCAACAUAGAAGAUGAGGAUCAAUACUGUUCGUCGGCGAUCAAAUUUUUCGACGAACAGCAUUUGCCAACUUCAGAUGAUCACGGUAAUUCAAUUCCAACAGACAAACAGAACAUUAUUUUUGCGAACAGUUUGUGCUCAAUCGCAUACUUGAUCGCCACCUCAUCAAUUUUUAACGGCACGAAGAUUGUGCACUUACAGAGCUUAUACAUCGCUACAAAUCGGACUUCAAUAGAUCUUGACGUACUUCUAGUGUGUUCGA